Molecule: messenger RNA, 546 nt
Organism: Aegilops tauschii subsp. strangulata
Lineage: Eukaryota; Viridiplantae; Streptophyta; Magnoliopsida; Poales; Poaceae
Source: RefSeq, a predicted model, not a curated record
AUGGCGCCACCAGCUCCACCGUGCGCCGCAGCAUGCCACCACCACCUCCGCCGCCGCGUGAGACAACCGAAGACCAAGCAUGGGGUGGAUCCUUGGCCCCCGCGACGCGCCACCAUGCCCAACCCCGCCGCCGGCCAGACAGAGCCGACCCCGGAGGCCGCCGGCACCAGAUUCGGGCCAAGCCCAGAGCCACCAACUACGCCGUUGGAGGCCGCCGGCCGUCGCAUGAGCCACCACCCACCGCAGCAAACGGAUCUAGGCCAGAGAACCCCAGAUCCACCGCCGGCCCACACGCUGCCCGCGCAGCCGUGGUGGCACAGCCCCACCGAGAACCCCUGGGGCAUCCGGACUCCGCCGUCCCGCAUAGCGCCUAGGGGCACCGCUGCGCGCCAGCCGGAGGCCUCCUCGAGGAGGAAGGAGGCGAGCCCACCACCGUCGUCCGCCGGACGAGCUUCGCUCACCGGCUUCCUCCAGCGGCGGCGGGGAAAGCAGAGCAUCUCCAACAGCCGCGCCAAAAGGCGCGCGCGCAGUAAACUGGGCUUUUAG